UCUCCGAGGAAAAGAUAAGUUUUCUUAUAUUCGACAUUACAAUAAUUAUUUUGUGGUGAAUUACUAAUUAUUGAUUAUUCUUGUUAUGUGUUCUUGUUAUACGCCUUUUGCACAGAGGUGUUGGUGGUGGAUUGCUAUGUACAUGCUCUUGGUUGGCUUUAUAGGAGACGGUGGUGUUUCGUUACUAUACUGUUACUGGGAGGGGUUAAUUCAUUUGCGGUGCAUCAGCGUGUGUUUGGAAUUACGUGCAUGAUUUAUUAGUUAUUUGCAUUGUAUUGUAAUCGGUUUCAUUGAAAUUGCUUAUUACUUAAUCGUUAGUGCAGUGGUGGUUCAGUCUGAAUAGAAUAGAAGGGAAGCAUUUUGGCCCAGGUUCUCGCUUAUUGCUUGAUAAUUUCCAUGAAAAUGACUGGAGAACUGCAUGCUAUAUCUUUAAACGAUCUGAUAAUGCAAGGAAGAUAAGGUAUUUUGUAAAACUGGUUUUCGAUAAGCAAAAUCGAAGUAGGUAGGACGACUAGUAGAUAAAGAGGAGAAACUAGAGUGCUGUUGGUCAAACGGGGCUAUGUAGGAUGCAUAACUUUUCCUGGAGACAACUAUUUACGCAUGAUUUCCCGAUUUCGGAGAAAAGUUGUAAUGGAGUGACAUUAGGAUAAAUAUGUUCACAAGAUUGACUGCGUUCUUAUAUCACAUUCGGAUACUUAUCACCUCGGAGCACUUCCAUACUUGGUAGGAAAAUGUGGGCUCAAUUGUCCAAUUUACGCCACAAUUCCAAUCUUUAAAAUGGGACAAAUGUUCAUGUACGACUGGUACCUUAAUCGUUCCAACGUUGAAGAAUUUAAGUUAUUCAACUUGGACGAUAUUGACUCUGCAUUUGACAACAUUCUGCAAUUAGAGUAUAAUAGUACUAUAAAUUUAAAAGGAAGCGGUUUAGGAAUAUCAAUCACCGCACUUCCAGCGGGUCACAGUUUGGGUGGAACGGCGUGGAAGAUUUCAAAGACUGGAGAACAAGACAUUUUCUACGCGAUUGACCACAACAAUAAGAAGGAAAGACAUUUAAAUGGCUUCGAAAUGGAUAAAAUAUCACGUCCCGGGAUAUUCAUUACCAAUGCCUUAAAUGCUCUUUAUGUUCAAGAGAAGAGGAGAAAGCGCGAUGAAAUGCUACUAGGUAAAAUGCAGCAAACAUUAAGGGCAGGAGGGAACGUCUUAAUUUCUGCGGACACUGCAGGCAGAGCUUUAGAACUGAUAUUCAUGAUUGAUACAAUGUGGAGAAUGAGAGACUCUGGACUUUCUCCACACUAUACGUUGGUAUUCCUUAACAAUGUCGCUUUCAAUGUGAUAGAAUUUGCCAAAUCGCAGAUCGAGUGGAUGAGUGAAAAACUUAUCAAAGCGUUCGAGAAUCAAAAGACUAACCCUUUUCAGUUGAAGAGCGUCGUCGUGUGCCACACACUACUAGAACUUAAUCAAAUAGCCUCGCCAAAGGUGGUCAUCACAAGUUCCGCGGAUUUAGAGUGCGGAUUUUCUCGAGAUUUAUUCCUCUUGUGGUGUCAAGACCCUCUAAGUUGCGUCAUAUUAACUCAUCGUACAUCUCCAGGAACGUUGGGUCGUACUUUAAUUGAUGGAGUACCUCGAGGAAAUAAGAUGAAUUUGGAAGUAAAACAACGAGUAAAACUGGAAGGGAGAGAGUUGGAAGAAUUUCUCCAGAAAAAGCAGAAUGACAAUAAGAAUAAGAGAAAAAUUGAAGAGGUUGAGAUUAUCGACUCUGUCGAGGAUGAGGAGCCCCAAGUUGUAUUUGCAAGUGUUAACAAUCAGAAACGUAAUGGCUGUGUGAAACAUGAUCUCAAUCUUAUGCAAAUGCGGUCAGAAGAUGAUGCCAACGUGUUUAAAACGAAUAACAACAAUCAAAAAAAUGAUGCUCCUCCCAAGAAGAGACGAUUUGAUGAUUAUGGAGAGAUCAUUAAUCCUGAAGACUUUAAAGAGAAUGGGAAAAGGAACAGGGAUAAACCAUCGAGAAAACAGACUUUAUCCUCCACCUCAGGCGGAGACGCUUCAUUAGACUCCGAACCACCAACCAAGACCAUUUCAACAUUUCAAACGUUUUCCGUCAAUUGCCAAAUUCAUUUUAUAGAUUUUGAAGGGAGAUCUGAUAUUGAAGCUGUUGUAAAAUUUCUAGCAGAGAUUCAGCCCCACCAGCUCGUCAUAGUUCGAGGAACUCCUCAAGCCACUGUCGCGUUAGAAGCUUUAGUUAGACAAUUACUUCCAAAUACCAAAAUCUCCAAGCCAUCACUUCGUAAAGUUGCCAACCUAACAAGUGGAUCGAGCAAGAUUGUUCAGGUCAAACUGACUGACUCGCUUAUGUCAUCCCUCGAACUAAAGAAAGUUAAAGACUGUGAGAUUGCUUGGGUAGACGGGCUAUUAGAUGAAAACUCUAGUCAAGAGGAGUCUGGAUUAUUGCUUCAACAAUUACCUCAACAAGAGGUUCCUACCCCACGUGGUCCUUGUGUCGUCAAUCGUAUACGAAUUUCUGAGCUUCGACAACUCAUCGCCCAGAUGGGGAUUGCGUGUGAGGUUAAUAAUGGAACUCUUACGUGUACCUGCUCCAAUGGCGUGGUCUACAUCCAAAAGGACUCGGAAACACGUUCCAUCCACAUCGAAUGUGACGGUCUUCCAGAGGAAUAUUACACGAUACGAAGCCUAUUAUAUGACCAGUUGGCAAUGAUAUAAUAAUUGAAAUUAUUUUAUAUUAGAAACUAAUUUAAUUAAUUCUCGUCCCACUGAUUAUCGGCAGAAAAUAUGUAUGUUUUUUAAACCAACACGAUAUUAUAUUAUUAUCCAGUAAAGGAGGUUUCUUGUCAUUUAUUGUUAUUGUUUUGAUUAUCAACAACCAUAAUAUACAUAAUAUCAACAAUGGACAUUAUACAUCGAACCGCGUGUUCUUCCGCCUUCCGCAUAUUAAUUACUUAUAAAUUACCUAUACGUAAAGUCGACCUACAGCCAUGUACGUCCUCAAGAUUUAAAAUAAGUGAAUGACUUUUGAUAAAUUUUGUUAUCCAGGAUAAAAUAAUUUAACACCGUUUUUAGGAUACGUUAUGUAUCCUACAUAAUAUACAUCCAUUGUUGUGAUUUUAUGAAAAAAUAUAUAUACAUCCAAAAUUUUUGAAA
Molecule: messenger RNA, 3156 nt
Organism: Folsomia candida
Lineage: Eukaryota; Metazoa; Arthropoda; Collembola; Entomobryomorpha; Isotomidae
Product: cleavage and polyadenylation specificity factor subunit 2
Exons: 13
Coding region: 778-2718 (646 amino acids)
Biological process (GO): mRNA 3'-end processing by stem-loop binding and cleavage
Cellular component (GO): mRNA cleavage and polyadenylation specificity factor complex
Molecular function (GO): RNA binding
Source: RefSeq, a predicted model, not a curated record